Lactuca saligna is the source of this 378-nucleotide messenger RNA. NCBI's taxonomy places the organism in Eukaryota, Viridiplantae, Streptophyta, Magnoliopsida, Asterales, Asteraceae. The record is from the annotation of a GenBank genome assembly.
AUGUGGACCUUCCUUACUUGUUGGCUGACUUUUUAUCCAUUUGGGCGGGCAAAGAUCAAUGUGGUUCUCCUUUGUAUGUUGAAAUGGGCUCACAUUGUUGAAGAUAAUGGGUUGGGUAAUUUUUCUAUUCCAAAUGAUAUGCCAAGAAACCAACCCGGGAGCGCGGCAUCGAGAAGGUUUCAAGAUAAUUUGGCUUGGAGUUCCAGUUAUACCAAUAUGAAUUUGGAUUACAAGAUGCAGCAAAUGCAUUUCGCUCGACCCGAUCAUUUUCCACCUUCAUACCCUUAUGCACCAAGUUGGGAGGAGCUUUGGAGAGAGAAACAGGUAGGAGCCGGUGGCAAUGGUGGAGGUGGUGAUGAUUAUGAUAAUGAGGAAUGA